Molecule: messenger RNA, 4754 nt
Organism: Lytechinus variegatus (green sea urchin)
Lineage: Eukaryota; Metazoa; Echinodermata; Echinoidea; Temnopleuroida; Toxopneustidae
Product: double-stranded RNA-specific adenosine deaminase-like
Exons: 10
Coding region: 292-3513 (1073 amino acids)
Biological process (GO): adenosine to inosine editing; RNA processing
Cellular component (GO): nucleolus; cytoplasm
Molecular function (GO): tRNA-specific adenosine deaminase activity; double-stranded RNA binding; double-stranded RNA adenosine deaminase activity
Source: RefSeq, a predicted model, not a curated record
AGCAGAUCUGACGCAGAGAUGCACAGUGAGCUCUAAACCACUGCUCGUCAUAUAUAGGAACGUAUACUUGGGGAAAUCAAUCGCUGGGUGCAGGGGGCUCGCUUGGAAGAGGAGCUGCCGAUGCCUGAUGAAGUCACCGGAGACGGGAAGACACCGGUAGAUGUUCUUUGAUACGAGAAGGGACCGGUUUAAUUUCCUGGGGAGGUAUAGAAUUGGAUGCAGGAGUGGUAUCUGUGACUGUGGGCUGUAGAGGAAUACAAGGAUUAAUUUUAUAGCAGUUUUUUAUGUAUUAUGGGUUCUUCUAAGCGAAAAAUGGGCUCAAAUACAGAACUGGCCAACAGCAUCCUCAAUAAAUUAAAAGAAAGCAAUGGUUCCAUGGAAACUCUUGAAUUGGCUCGAUCGCUGGGAAGGCGUUCUCGCAAGGACGUUAACCCCACGCUGUACCGGAUGCAAAAGAACGGCCUUAUCUUGAAGGUGUCCGCAUCACCUCCAAAAUGGGGCUUAAAACAUGAGGUGACUGUUGGCCCUCUGCAUGGUGCGACCGCAGAGGAUGGGGACAAUCAGCAGGAGGCAGAAGAAACUGGGGAGGAAGCCCUUUCUGGUGGCAGCGGUGGGAUCGACAGAGAGGAUGUCGGGGAAACGGAAGUCAUGGAGGAAGGGAGCGGAGGUGACGUUCCUGCCGCGGAGCCUUUGGGUCGUCCUAUUAAUCAUUCCACACCCAUAGAUGCAGGUCGGCUUUUUCCUCCAAAUCACUCCGGGUACAACGGGACACAUCCUCUGCCCGGCGUUGACCCCAUGCCUUCGCCAACCAACAAUUCCAGCUCAAGUGAUGAUUCAGAAACGGCCGAGCAACCUGUUAUGUUUGCAAAACCGCCACCUCCACCACACGAACUGCAGCAAAGCUUCUCAAAGCCAUACACGCCAAAUGGCAUGGACCAUAGGUUACUGGUGGCGUUGAACGAAAAAGUAGAAUCUAUUCAUUCCAAUGAUCUUGCCAAACAGCUUGGUUACCGCACCAAGAAGGAGAUCAACCCAACUUUGUUUAGUAUGCAAAAGAAAGGACUUGUAAGAAAAGUGUGUGAGUCUCCCCCUAUGUGGGUCAUCACCCAGUACGGGAGACAGAUUCUCGAGACUGAUCAGCAGCAGCAGCAAAGUGCAGAACAGGCGCAACCGAAACCGAGUCAGUUUCCAGGGAUGGUGAGUCCUCCCGUGCCAGGCAUUGCUCCACAGAUGGUAAACAUGGGACCACAGAUGGAGCAGUUCCAGGGAACUCCUGGACAUCCAUUCCCGCACAUCCCUCAGAGUCCUCAACCACUCCUGAAUACCAACGACGACAGACAGUCCAUCCAUAAUGAAAGAGUCAAUCUCCAAGCAGCAAUUAAUGCGGGGAUACCGCCAGAAUUUGCCACGUUAAUGUUUGCCUCUGCGGACAUGGAGAUGAAGGUUUUGUGCGCAUUGAGCAAUCAACAGACUCAAGGAACUCUAGAGAUAGUCCAUAAUGUAGGUCUCAACAGAGGCAAGGCCAAAGAUGUGAAUCCUUCGCUCUAUGGGCUUGCCAAACGGGGAUACAUCACUAAAGUCACGGACAGUCCUCCAACCUGGCACAUCAACGAGAAAGGCGUCGACCUCAUCACCAAGGAGAAAAAGCCAAUGGAAAUGAACGGCGCCACCAAACCGAUGGAGAUUCCAAACCAUGUCAACCUGGUGACGGGGGCACCCGGAGUUCUCAUGUCACAACCAAUGGGGGCGCCAAACCAUCAGAGUGGCAUGCUUCCUCCUGAUCCUCGGUCUCUUCUGCAGAGUUGGGAUCAAGGAAGACAAGGUCCUGGCUUUAUCCCAGUCUCUUCUUUUACACCAACCAUUCCUACUCAGGUUGCCCCCAUCAGAGCUACCACCAUGCCUUACAUGCCCCCCAAUUCCUUUGCAAACCAAGUCAACAGCACCCCUAUCCCAGCAUCACCAGCUCCCCAGCCACAGUCUUCCCACAAUGCACCAGCCAUCGGGUCGUCGACAGGUCAGGCAAUCAACAAUGAGAUGUUUGCUGCUAUCAAUAAGAACCCUGUGAGUGCGUUGACGGAGUAUGCCCAGGCCAGGCAUCUACCGGUUUCAAUAGAUCUUCUUCAGCAGUCUGGACCACCACAUAAUCCAAGGUUUGUCUUUGCUGCCUGCGUUGGAGGAAGAAGGUUCCAGCAUGUCACAAGUCGGAGCAAGAAGGAUGGAAGGAGAGAAGCAGCUGAUAUGGCCCUCCGUACUUUGGUAGCAGAGGGUUCCCUGCAGCCUAAGCUAACACCAAUGCCAGUUGUCUCGACUUCAUCCAAUGGGGAAACAACAUUCUUUGACCGUAUUGCUGCCUUAAGUCAUCAAACGUUCAACUCGCUGGCUGCUAGCAUCCCCGACUCUAUCAGCGGAAGGAAAGUCCUCGCCGCUCUAAUCAUGAAACGAGGCGAGGAGGAUGAAGGAACGGUUAUCAGUUUAGGAACAGGCAAUCGGUGUGUGACGGGAGACAAGCUUAGCAUGGAAGGACGAACGGUCAAUGAUUCUCAUGCUGAGAUUAUCACCAGAAGGGCUUUCUUGAGGUAUCUGUACAAUCAGCUCCAAACCUACGCCAAGACACCCAACGAAACCAUCCUUACUCAGGGAAGCAACGGGAAGCUCCGCCUCCUUCCAGAAGUGACCCUUCACCUCUACAUUAGCACCGCCCCCUGCGGAGACGGGGCGCAGUUCUCCCGGACGGACGCCGGGGAGAACGAAGAGGGCCCGGAAGGGAUUGAUUUCUGCGGCUUUGCCAAACAUCUACCAACGUUUGGUAAAACCAGUCAGGGAUUGCUCAGAACGAAGAUGGAACAAGGAGAAGGCACUAUUCCCGUAAACACCCGUGAAUCUGUACAGACGUGGGACGGCAUCAUGAGAGGGGAGAGGCUCCGGACAAUGUCAUGCAGCGAUAAAGUAGCCAGUUGGAAUCUGCUCGGACUACAGGGGGCGCUGUUGUCUCAUUUCAUUGAGCCUAUCUACUUGAGUUCAAUAUCAUUAGGUUCAUUAUACCAUCAUGGCCACCUCGCGAGGGCGGUCUGCUGCCGGGUCUCGUCCGCCCAUGACAACUUCACCCCUACGGAGCUGGAUAACCUAUCUCUCCCUGCAGAGUAUCAUGUCAACCAUCCCCAGCUCGGGUGCGUAAGAGCCAUAGAUCCACCAAGGGGUACAGAGAAGACCAAGUCAUUGAGUAUCAACUGGUAUAAGGGGUGCGAGAAACCGGAGGUGACGGAUGGGACCAAAGGAAGAAUCCAGGGUGUCCUUCACUCCCAGCUAUGCAAGGCCGAGAUGUUCAGCGAGUACCAGCAGACGUGCCGACUCUUCGACCGAUGCGACCUCCUGGAAGCCAGGACCUACCACGAUGCCAAGCUCAGUGCCGAGAGCUAUCAUUCUGCCAAGAAGUAUCUGAAGUGCAUCCUGAACCAGGCUAACUAUGGCUCGUGGAUGGAAAAACCCAUAGAAGAAGAGCUCUUUGCCAACUGAAUGAUCUUUCAACUUUGACCCCAAACUAUAGAGAAACUGAUCGAGCAAGAGCUCUUGAAUUGCCCAGUAACCUUUCAACUUAGUCCCCAAACAAUGGAGAAAAUAAUGGAAGAAGAGCUCUCUAAUCGCCAACUGACAUUCAGAUAUGACCCCAACAAAUUGGAAAGGAGCUUUUUGCCAAGUGAACCUUCAAUUUUGACUUCAAAUGAUGGAGAAACUGAUUGAACAAGAGCUUUUUCCAGAUGACCUUUCAACUCUGACCUCAACUGCAGUGAGCAGAGUCAUGCAAAAUAUGCUUUUUUAAAGCCGUGUUCAUGUACAUGUACAAAUCCAUGUGGACAAAAUUUGCCAUUCUGUAGCCACUUUCAUGUACAAAUCAACAUGGAGAAAUCUUAAUGGACAAGAUUUUUUUUCCAGCUGUUCCUCAAGAGACCUGUAAAAUGGCUACAAAACUGGACAGAGUAACCCAACAGAAAGAGAGCCCUUUGCCAAUGGCAACUUUCAACUUUGAUUUACAACGCAUCAACUCAUAUUGGUUCAGAUAUUUUCCAAUCGAUGUCUCGACUCUGGCCUAAUUUCAUGUAUGGUGGAUAUUUUAUUUGUCAAUUUAACUGUGUUUCACUAAUUUUAGUUUGAAAUGAAAAUUAUGUCCCCUCUUUUGCUGGAUAAAUUCAGGACAUUGUUUUUAUGAAGAUAAGUUACUACAUAUACCAUCCAGCUUGUUACUUGUUAAAAUCAUGAUAUAAGAUAUUGUGUUUCUUAACUCUUUUUGUUCAGUAGUGAGCAAUGAAAAUACACUGGUUAGACCAAAUUAGGAUAUGUUACAGUGAUAUUCACUGUUGCAUUUUUGCAGGAAAUAGCAUUGCCAAAUAUAUAAGGGCUUGGCUUGUUUUUACUUGCUCUUUCUAAGAAGCAAUCUCUAAGAUUGCUUCAUACUAAAAUCACUUUAUGUUAAUACAUGUAGCAAAUUUGCAAAUGUUCUAUUUAUCAGAGUAUAAAAUCAAGUAAUAUUUUGAUUUAGUAUUAAUUAAGUAUUAUACAAGAUUUUAUAUUCCACUGACAACUCAGAUACCAGAGUGCAAUGAAUGUUAUUUCAGAUUAUUUUUUGAAAACCCAUUGUUCUUAUAUACUUGAUGUAUAUUCACUUUCAUCUCAUACAAGAUAUGAUAUUUAAAGAGAAAUGCCAGUAGUUGCAGUAAACACUGAUUUCAUGAGAAAGUCUGUAAAACCAGGCUUAAUUG